Molecule: messenger RNA, 1607 nt
Organism: Clarias gariepinus (North African catfish)
Lineage: Eukaryota; Metazoa; Chordata; Actinopteri; Siluriformes; Clariidae
Gene: ltap1
Product: chromosome 4 C1orf43 homolog
Exons: 7
Coding region: 174-935 (253 amino acids)
Biological process (GO): phagocytosis
Source: RefSeq, a predicted model, not a curated record
UCACGUGACUGGGCCUUCGGUUGUUUGUCAACAGUGUAGUAGCGUCCGCUCGAGGAAACUGAGCGCAGUCAGUCGUUGUGAGGUUUCUGAACUCUCACCAUGUUAAGCUAGAAUUGAUAGGUUUAAACGGCUUAGUUUGUUAGGAUUGAGGUCGGGGGUAAAUAAAUGCGAAAAUGAAGAAUGACUCGACCCUGUCGGGAGUAAACGUAGUGCUUGUUAUGGCCUACGGAAGCCUGGUGUUUGUGUUGUUGUUUAUCUUCGUGAAGAGGCAGAUCAUGCGGUUCGCUGUGAAGUCGCGCAGAGGCCCGCACGCGCCGGUGGGACACAACGCCCCAAGGGAUCUCAAAGAAGAGAUCGAGUCUCGGCUCUCUAAAGUGAAUAACAUCCGCUAUGAGCCACGGCUGCUGUCGGAGGACGACGACAGGCUGAAGCAUCGCGGGCAGAACGGCUGUUAUAACUAUCUGUACAGAAUGCAAGCUUUGGAUGCCAUCAGAGACACUGGCAUUGUUUGUCCUGAUCUGGCCCGCUGCCCCAGCGCUCUGACCGGCCCCCGAUACAGGAAAUGGCUGCUGGACCUGCGCAACUCUCACUCACUAAUCAAAACCAGCCACAGCAGCCUCAUCGAUCGCCUUUUGGAGGGCUACGACAAUGCUCGUCACGGCACCUCGGUGUUUGGUGAAGCGGAGUUCCUCAAAUACAAAGAAGACUUGACCGAGUUGGCUGCCCUUGUAAAGGUGCACUCCAGUUCCAGCAGCCUGAACCAGCAGCAUCAGUCUGCGGCUAAAGACUUGACGAGCUCACCUGGCCCGUCGUCAGCCUCAACCAUCCAGGUGACGUACCUGCCUUCCUCAGGCCAGCGCAGCAAGAGACCAAAACACUUCCUAGAACUCAAAAAUUUCAAGGACAACUAUAAUACACUGGAAAGCACAUUAUAGAAAUGUGUGCUUAUCCUGUCAAAUGCAUGUUAACGACAGACUGGCCUGUAGUGAAGAGGACUCGGCUAACCUUGUUCUGCAAUGUGUGAUCAUUUAAACUUUAAUGCACAAGGUACAGAAGACACAGCAAACAGGUCCUGGUCUUUGCGUUGUGCAGCAUCGACAAGCCGAAAGCCUUUUUUUGGGAGACACAGUUUAAAAGAUAAUGGGAUUGAACAGGAUUAAGGUACGACUGGUUAAAACACUUUCAGUGUCUGCCUCUGUUUUUCAGAGUUCUCUCAUUUAAAGCUGCCUUUAUGAACUAUGGAAAACACUGAUUGUAAAAUCUAAAAAAAAAAAUACUGUGACCUCUGCUGUAUAGCACUUGGUAAGCUUUCAAAUACAAAGAAUGGGAUUUAAAAAGAGCUCAGUAGCCAUUUUGAUGACUAACUUUAUGUAAUUCUCCCACACAGUCAGUACCUUACUGUAGCAACUGAUAAUAAGUUAUAAUAAUACAAUAAAGGGAAAGCUAGGAGAUGGCACAAAUGCUUGUACAUAUGUGAGGUCAUAUAACUGCACUUUAUUUGCUGUGUAAGUACAGGAGGAAUGUAAGAUAUGUGAUGGAUUUGGAACAGUGCGUUUGGGGGAUGUGCAUAUGUGACUUGAAUUAAAAGAAAACCUUGUGUCUUUGUA